GUUUUAUUAUGGAAAGCCAAGCAUGCUGAACUUGUUCAGUUUGUAAGUUUCUAUCUAUGUAAAUAAUCAUCAUCAUUCAGAAGUAGUGUGUAAUGUCUCCAGUGUUCAGGCACUGUCCAUGUUUUCGGUCAGAGACUGAUGACAUUCAAGUGCUGGAGUACAGCCAUUGUAGUCUAAAUGAUGUUCCCAAUGAAGUAUUUGCCUAUGAAAGAACACUUGAAGAACUGUUUCUUGAUGCCAACCAAAUAAAGGAUUUACCAAGGCCAUUGUUUCACUGCCAUGGGUUAAGAAAGUUGGUGCUUAGUGACAAUGAAAUUCAGUCAAUACCUCCAGCAAUAGCAUCACUAAUUAACUUGGAGACCCUAGACAUCAGCAAAAAUGGGAUUCUUGAAAUUCCUGAUAAUAUCAAAGGAUGUAAGUGCCUUCAUGUGAUUGAAGCCAGUGUCAACCCUCUUGGAAAAUUGCCUGAAGGACUGACACAGUUGAUUAGCUUAGAAGAGCUCUAUUUAAAUGACACCUUUUUGGAAUAUCUUCCUGCUAACUUUGGAAGAUUAUCUAAGAUCAGGAUACUUGAACUCCGAGAAAACCACCUAAAGAUCCUUCCAAAGUCCAUGGUACGUUUGACUGAGUUGACAAGACUGGAUAUUGGGCAAAAUGAUUUUACUGAUGCACCUGAAGUUGUAGGAAGUCUGACCAAGCUAGUAGAGUUUUGGUGUGAUAGCAAUAAUAUAUCCUCACUACCACCAUGUCUUGGAGGUCUGACAAAUCUUGGAUAUUUGGAUGCCAGUAGAAACCAGCUGGAAGAAAUUGCUCCAGAACUUGGCUGUUGUGUUAAUCUCUGUGACAUCACGUUAUCUACAAAUAGGUUGAAAGAAUUACCAAAUACUUUUGGUAACUUAAAGAAUGUUACCAUAUUAAGGUUGGAUGAAAACUGUCUGUCAGCAUUACCUGAAAGCAUUGGGAACUUAUCUCAACUUGAAGAAUUGAUUGUGAGUUACAAUGACUUGGAAUCAUUGCCUACUAGUAUAGGACUUCUAAGGAAUCUACAUACAUUAAUAGCUGAUGAAAACUUAAUAGAGGAACUUCCCCCUGAGGUGGGAAGCUGUGUAAGACUGAGUAUCUUGUCUCUGAGAGACAACCGAUUAACUUAUGUUCCUGAUGAGCUAGGACAUUUAGCCUCCCUAAAAGUUUUGAGUCUGUCUGGCAACAUGCUUCAGUUUCUUCCCUUCAGCGUCGCAAAGCUUCCAAAACUGCAAGCCCUGUGGCUUUCUGAGAAUCAGACAAAGCCAUUGGUUCCUCUUCAGUCGGAUAUUGAUCCAGACACAGGUCAGCGCAUUCUUACCUGUUUUCUUUUGCCACAAGUUCCACUGGAAGAACCUAGAGAUCAUGGAGGUGAAAGAGAAGGUAUCGACAUUGAUAAAGAAGCAAGGCAACAGAUUAAAUUUGCUUCUGACAUAACAGUAGAACAGCCUGGUAAAUUAGUGCGAGCUCCUACACCUUAUCCUAAGGAAUUGAAGGCCCAUGCUAAACAUGCUCGUAACUACGCUUUGAAACUCAAAGAAGGGAGCAGAGAAGGAUCAGAUGAACCUGUUGUGGCAAAUGAAUUUGAACAUCUUAUUUGA
Molecule: messenger RNA, 1622 nt
Organism: Limulus polyphemus (Atlantic horseshoe crab)
Lineage: Eukaryota; Metazoa; Arthropoda; Merostomata; Xiphosura; Limulidae
Product: erbin-like
Exons: 15
Coding region: 93-1622 (509 amino acids)
Biological process (GO): neurotransmitter receptor transport, endosome to postsynaptic membrane; neurotransmitter receptor transport postsynaptic membrane to endosome
Cellular component (GO): postsynaptic membrane; postsynaptic density; adherens junction
Molecular function (GO): protein binding
Source: RefSeq, a predicted model, not a curated record